Molecule: messenger RNA, 2724 nt
Organism: Cladocopium goreaui
Lineage: Eukaryota; Dinophyceae; Suessiales; Symbiodiniaceae
Source: the annotation of a GenBank genome assembly
AUGACCGUCUCGCAACUCGCUGAGGCCACGGGGGUUACCGCCACCGCGGUACGCCAGCGACUGAAUCGGUUGAUGGGCCAAGACUUGGUGACUCGUCAAUCGGAACGUGCCGGCCGCGGGCGACCCACACAUCGGUAUGGCCUCUCGGAACGGGCUCGCCGGCUCGCAGGCAACAACUUCGCCGACUUGGCCAAGGUCCUCUGGCAAGAGGUUCGAGCCAUUGAGGAUCCCGCGAUUCGCAAGGGGCUGCUGAAGCGGAUCGCCGCAGGCUUGGCUGAGAAGUACGGCGAUCAGGUCGAGGGCGAGUCCCCGCAAGAACGAAUGGCGUCGAUCGCGAAGCUGUUCGAACUGCGAGAUAUCCCGUUCUCGGUUGAACAGAACGUUAAAGGCCUGCCCGUUCUUCAAGCCCACGACUGCCCCUACCCAGAACUCGCAGAGCACGAUCGGGCGAUCUGCGAACUCGAACAAAUGGUGAUGAGCUUGUUGCUCGAGAACAACGUUGAAUUGUCGCAAUGCCGACUCGAUGGCGGCAAGGAGAUCCUCCGCGGGGUGGACCUCGUCAUCAAGCGAGGCGAAACCCAUGCGUUGAUGGGCCCCAACGGCUCGGGAAAGAGCACCCUCGGUUUCGCCAUUAUGGGCCACCCCGGCUACGAAGUAACCCAGGGCUUGAUCGAGCUUGAUGGAAAAGACGUGCUGGAAAUGGAGCCCAACGAGCGGGCUCGGGCUGGCAUCUUCAUGGCGUUCCAACGCCCGAUGUCGAUUCCCGGCGUGAAGAUGGCCGACUUCCUGCGACACGCCACCACCAACGUUCGACGUCCCGAUCGCAAAGAAGGCGAAGACCUGAUCCCGAUGCGGGAGUUCCGCAAAGAACUGCGUCAGCAGAUGGAGCAACUCCGGAUCGAUGCCGAGUUUGCCCGCCGUUAUGUGAAUGAUGGGUUCUCCGGCGGUGAGAUGAAACGGGCCGAGAUCCUGCAGAUGGCCAUGUUGCGGCCCAAGUUCGCCAUUCUCGACGAAACCGAUAGCGGUUUGGAUGUCGACGCUGUGCGGCUGGCCAGCCAGAGCAUUGCCGAAAUCGGCGGCAAGGACAUGGGCAUUCUUAUUAUCACCCACCACGACAAGCUGUUGGAACACAACCGGCCGGACGUAACGCACGUCAUGCUGGGUGGGCGAAUCGUCGAGUCGGGCGGAGCCGAAUUGGCCGCCGAGUUACACGAGAAAGGCUACGAUCGUAUCCGCGAGGCACAUCCCGAGGCUGCCAAAGCUGAAUCGGAAAUGGCCCGCGAUGAGGAACCUGAAGAACGAGCAAACGAUAUGUCGACCGAUGUCAAGCAACCGUUCGAUGUGGCCGCGGGCGAAGUCAAUAAGUACGACUUUCGCAACGAUGAGAACUACAAGUUCAAGAGCCGCAAGGGCAUCGACGCUGAGAUUGUCCAUCAAAUCUCGGACAUGAAGGGUGAGCCCGAGUGGAUGCGGGAUUUCCGGCAGAAAAGCCUGGAGAUUUUCAAUUCGAAGCCCACGCCUACCUGGGGCGGCAAAGUCGGGCUCGACUUUCAAGAUAUCUACUACUACAUCAAGCCGUCCGAUCGUCAGGGUCGCAGUUGGGACGAAGUGCCCGACGACAUCAAGAAGACGUUCGAUCGACUGGGCAUCCCCGAAGCCGAGAAGAAAUUCCUCGCCGGGGUGAAGGCCCAGUACGAAAGCGAAGUUGUCUACGGUUCGCUUCGUGAAGAUCUGACGGCUCAGGGCGUGAUCUUCACCGAUACCGACACGGCGGUGAAGGAGUAUCCCGAUCUGGUGCGUGAGUACUUCAGCACGAUCAUCCCGCCGACGGACAACAAGUUUGCCGCACUCAACUCGGCCGUGUGGUCGGGUGGAUCGUUCAUCUACGUGCCCAAGGGGGUGUCGAUUGACUUCCCGUUGCAGGCCUACUUCCGCAUCAACGCCGAAAACAUGGGCCAGUUCGAGCGGACGCUGAUCAUCGUGGACGAGGGGGCCCAGAUCCAUUACGUGGAGGGCUGCACCGCCCCCAUGUACAGCACCGAGAGUCUACACUCGGCCGUGGUCGAAAUCGUGUGCAAGAAGCACUCCCGUUGCCGCUACACGACGAUUCAGAACUGGGCCAACAACAUAUACAACCUGGUGACCAAGCGGGCGGUGGCCUACGAAAAUGCCACGAUGGAAUGGGUCGACGGCAACCUUGGCAGUCAGCUCACCAUGAAGUACCCGGCCGUGUAUAUGCUCGAGCCAGGUGCCCGCGGUGAGAUUCUUUCGAUCGCUUUUGCUUCGGCUGGUCAGCAUCAAGAUGCCGGGGCGAAGGUCGUGCAUGCGGCCCCGAAUACUUCCAGCCGGAUCGUCUCCAAGUCGAUCUCCAAGAACGGCGGUCGCUCGAGCUACCGCGGACUGGUCCGUGUCGAGAAGGGCGCCAGCAAAGCGAAGUCGAGUGUGGUCUGCGAUGCCUUGAUCCUCGACGAUCACAGCCGCAGCGAUACUUACCCUUAUAUCGAGGUCGACGAGCAGGACGUGACCAUCGGCCACGAAGCCAGCGUGUCGCGAAUCGGCGAAGAGCAACUGUUCUACCUCACCAGCCGCGGACUUUCGGAGGCCGAAGCCUCGGCGAUGAUCGUCAGUGGGUUCAUCGAACCGCUGGUGAAAGAGUUGCCCAUGGAAUAUGCCGUGGAAAUGAACCGCUUGAUCGAGCUGCAGAUGGAAGGUUCGGUUGGGUAA